AUGAAUUUUUAUGGGGAUGAUGAGUUAAAAGAAGCAUGCAGAUCAGAAAUGAUAUCCGAUUUAAAUAUUAUAUUGGAUCGGAAAACAACACCAGCAUUCUUUUGUAUGGUACAAUAUUACGGACGUGAACAUGAACUUUGUGGCGAUAAACGAAAUUUCGAACCAGAAUUAAUACCAUCACCAAAUAUAAUUAUUCAAAUUUCAGCACAUCAUCCGCAAAAAAAACUACCAAUAAUGAUAAAGCAUGGUUUUUAUUGUUACCAACACAAUCAAUUCAAUACGAAUGAUAAAAAAGAUUAA
Adineta steineri is the source of this 300-nucleotide messenger RNA. Lineage: Eukaryota; Metazoa; Rotifera; Eurotatoria; Adinetida; Adinetidae. The record is from the annotation of a GenBank genome assembly.